Messenger RNA from Enterobius vermicularis (human pinworm), 4284 nucleotides. Lineage: Eukaryota; Metazoa; Nematoda; Chromadorea; Rhabditida; Oxyuridae. The record is from the annotation of a GenBank genome assembly.
AUGCUUCUGACUCGGCUCUCAAGAAUUCACGAUUUGAUGACGACUAGAGAACGAUUGGUUACAGAGGUUGGAGAGUUCAAAAAGCAUCUUCAAAACCGCGAAGCUCGAAAUAUUUUACUCGAUAAUGGCGAUCUUUCGCCAGAGGCAAGGCGGUUUUGUGCUUAUGUAAUUCUUGACAAAUCUGAAAUCGUCGAAGUCGAGAACAGUCUUGAAUUAUUACAGCAGGAAGGAUUGAUGAGAAUUACUGAUUUAAGUGCGUUGAAAACGUUUGGAUUUGUUACAGAGCGUCCUUUGCAAGAACGCUUUUUGGAACCAUCUAAAGAAUUCCAAGAAUUCAUUGUAAAAGCUACUCAGUUGGAUAGUUCAUUGACGGUUCCCGAUAGUGUUGGUGCAGCCGAACAAGUUAAUCUGGAAGCGCCGUUCCAGUUGCUGCAAAUUGAACAGAGAAGGGAGCUCAACGAACUUUAUGAAAUGCUAGCAGUAUUACCAACGGAGGAGAGGAGAAGUGCUGAAGAAGUGCUAGAAGACUUGAGGGCAAAAGUGCAGGCGGUUAUAGGUGUUAGUAAUGUUGACCGUAACCUCAUCGACGAAACACUUUUAUGGCUUAAGGAACAGGAAAAAAAUAUUGAGGCUGAAAUGAUGAAAUGCUUUCAAGCUCUUAAUCUUCAUGGAGUGGAAAAAAUUAUUGAAGAUUUGUGGACACCUUGGAAAUUUUAUCUGGACAAGUUGGAAAGGUCGUUGUCCGUGGAGGAGUCGACGCAACAACCGUUCAAGGAAUUGGAAAAAUCCUCUUUUGAUUUAGAUGGGAAAAUUAAAAGGUUUAAGAAUAAGAUGGCGAAAAGAAAUCGCCGUGAGGAGAAACUUUACGAAAAACUGCAAUCGUUUGCGAAGUGGUUGAAGUUUGCGGAGAAGGAGGUGGAAUGUCUUGAAGCGUCUAAUUUGGUUGAAAAUUCUGCAAAGGAUAUGAUGAAUUUGAGGGAAUCUUGUGAAAAAUAUCAGGACCUAGUGUUAAAACUAGAGAAUACUCAUUUCAUAUCAGAUCGCGCAGAAGAAAUUAUGGGAUACUGCAGGCGGUAUCGGACACUUGUAGAUGCACUUUCCCAAUGGAAGUUACAUGGUUUUUCAGUUCCAGUUCAUUUGGAUGAAGAACUUCCUUCGACUUCAGGGCAGCUUGAAGUUUCUUUCGACUCACCGUCUACUCCCGGUACGCGUGAAGAUUUCGACGAUGACAUACGGGCUGUAGAAAAGGAACUGGCUGUAAUAAAGAACUCUGAGGAACCAACUCUGUUUUCACGGGUAUCUCGCGCAUCUCGUGCUGACGAGAUAGAAUUGCUUCUCCCAGAAAUUGAUGGGGAACUCCAUUCUAUGGCGGAGAAGCUGGGAGUGAUAUCUGGAAGUUAUUCAAAGUCGCUAAAGCCGGUGGAUGAAGCUACUGUUGAUUAUAAUGGAUUGGCGGAUUUGUCGGAGAGAAGGAAAGAUUUUGAAGACGCAUGCAAAGAUUUAUGUAGGAAAAUCACUGGCGAUUCUGCUUCUAAAUUAAAGGCGCUUUAUUACCAGUUUGAAAAGUUGAAGGAUCCACUUGAUGAACUUAUGAAUUCUAUAAAGUCUGAAAUUGAUGCCGAAGAUGAUUUACGGUUGAAUUACGACCAGAUCUUGAAAGAUUUGAAUGAAUUGGGCCAAGAAGUACACAGCGCAGGAAUUGAUGUCUCUAAAGUGAAAAGACGAGUUGAACAUGUUGAGCUACAACUGGAAAAUUUGCGAACUCAGUGUUCUGUUAGACGUAAAUAUGUAGAAAACAGUGUCGAAGCUCCUCUCAUUAGCGCUUCAGAAACGACAUCUCCGAGGAAGCGAAUUAUUUUGCUUGUUGUUGAUGAGGAACUGGAAAAAACUUCAGGAGGACAAGGAGAAGAUCUCGUAGCUUUAAGAGACAAGUUAAAGAAAAUUGGUGAUAAGGUCGAUGUGCCACAGGAAGAAAGUAAGGAAUUACUGGAAGCAGCUAAACAGAUGUAUGAAAAUCUUCAAGGUCUUCUGAGUUGUGAUUUUUCUCAUCAAGACUUAAAUGGCUUAAACUUAUCCCUUUCUGCUGUCCUUGACAGUAAAUCAAAGUUUCGGAAGAUACUAAGUGCCUUGGAAGCAACACAGUCAAGUUCACCAGAGACGUUUGAAUACGUCAGAAGUUCUGUUGUCAUUCUGAAAUCGAUAUUGAAACUUGAAAAUGAUAUAAAAGAGAGGAUCGACAUUGAAAAACAAAAAAACAGUUUGGAAACGGGUCAAGAUGAGUUGCCAGUUGAGGAACAGGUCAUUGCUGCUUUACGCAAAUUAAUUGAGAGGGAGAAACUUUUGUUGCAAGAUAGGGCAACCGCUCCUGACACUCUUGAGGAAGUUUUCCUGCAAGCGGAAAACGCUUUAUCCCAGUCUUCCAGUGUACCUGACGAAAACUUACAAAAACCGCAAAAUCAGGACCUCAACGUUUUAAGUAAUGAGCUUAAAGUGUGGAACCAGAAAGUGAAAGAAAAAUACGAGGUUUGGAACAACUUUAAACAUGAAGUCGGUCUAGCUGCGGCUGUUUUGGAGGAAAUUCGUACUGCUUUGAGUAUUAUUGAAAACGGAUCGCCUGUUUCCUUCUCAAAAGCCAUAGAACUUCAAAAGACUAUGGAGAUGAACGGUUCACGACUUCGAGAGCUCAGGGAAAGCAUGAAAAGAAUCAAAAAAACAUCAGAGUCAUUACAUCCAAUGGAAGCUGCUGACGUAGAGGCUCGAUUCCUUGAGGCAGAUUUUGAUCAAACUACUAAAUUUUUCAAGAGCAUUGACGAGAAAUUUAAUGAGGAGCUUGACGACCAACGACGACUUCAGCGCUUUCUUGAUGAACUUAAAGCAUUUUGCGCACUCAGCAGCUAUAAACCACAAGCGAAUGAAACUGAGGAGCUCCUUAGAGCAGCUUAUGAAAUGAACGAUCACCUAGACAACGUACACAGGAAGUAUAUUGACGCAGACCACAUAAAAGACCGAGAUAUAAUUCAGCAGUUCAUACGGAUGGCAACAAACGCUUCCCUGGAAUCAUCAUCGAGGGACACGAAAUUCCCUGCAACAGAACAUGCUCCAGCUUUCCUCCAACAAACUCAUCCUUAUUCCCCAGAGUUGCCACAAGACACAGGCCACACACUCCAACAUAUACAAACAAACGAUACUGAUCCGCACAAGCUUUUUGAUUCCCCACAGCAAGACAUAGUACAGAAACACAACGUAACAAGCGAAUCUCACUCAUCCUACCCCGAACUUCAAACCAGUUAUGAAGACAAGAUCGACGGCACGUCUCACGAACUUCAACUUUAUCCAGAACGUCAACUAACGUCGGAUCUUUCUUUCCCAUCAACCUUCCAAACCAAAAAACAGAUACACGACAAUAAAGCUACAACAAUAGAAUUUUCAAAAAAACCUUUGCAAACUUCCUUGACAUCAGAACCAAAUGAGGAAGAACUGUUGAAACUGGAAGAACAAAUUCAACAAAUACCAGUUGAGCGUGAAGAUGUAAAAUUGCUUGCUGAUCAGUUGCAAUCGAUUCGUGCCAGGAAGCAAGAACAAGAAGCUGUAGAAAAGGAAAUGUCUGAAGAGUUAAAUCAAGUUACAGAAGAUAUGAAGAAUAUAGAGCAAAAUCUAACAGCUAUAUUGUCCCGAGAAAGGUUUGAAGAUGGCGAUUUGAAAGAACUAGCUAAGCUAAAGGAUGAGGUGGAAAACAAUUUACUGAAAAAGACCGAUGAAAUAGCUUCAAAAAUUGCUGAAAGCAAUGUCGUGCUGAAUAAUUUGGAGCCAGAAAUCCAACGUGAACAUGAUUUUGUUGAAAAAGUAAAGGCUUUGAUUGCUGACAAAACUGAACAGCUGGAAUACAAGGAAGGCAUAAGAAAAGCACUGGAAAAACUUGAAGAUGAACUUGCGAAAGACCAAUGUUUCCUCAACAAGUCGCAAAACAUCCAGUCAACAAAAGAUCUCCCUAAAGUGAAAGAACUACUCAGAGAAUUGGAGGAACGAAAUUCUUCACUUUUAGACUGCACCGAUCGUUUGUCUGCAUUAGAAUUCCGGAACUUAGAGGAAAACGAACUUCUCACGGUCAGUAAAAAAUUCAGGGAAGCAGAGGCAACUGCAGAACGUAUGCAAGCACUGGAUGAAGCUCUAAGUGCACAAAUUGAAGCAGUUGAUUAUUGGAACGCAGACAAAAAACGGUUGAGGAAUGAAACGGAACUGGUUAUUCAAGCAAUUCAUACACUUGUUGAUGAAUAUGCUAAUCGA